AUGUUGCUGAAGGUAGUGCCGGGUGUUGACAAACAAUAUACAAUCGUUGGACCGGGAACCAUACACUCUCAUCGAGACUACAAUGUGGCUGUCGCCGUGCAUCACACCAAGGAGCCCGUUACCUUGAAGAUUGGUAUUACGGGACCUUCGUACAACGAGACCCAAACGGUCGAGUUGCCAAAUAGCGAUGAGUUCAAGCAGAUUACCUUCAAGUUGCCUCCUCUAAAAUCUGGAGACUAUAACUUAACCGCAGAGGGCGUCUCGGGACUAGAGUUCAAGAACUCCACGCAGCUUACUUUGGCAGAGUUUAAGCCCUACGUCAAGCUGCAAACCGAUAAGGGAAAGUAUAAGCCCGGCGACACUAUCAACUACCGCGUAAUCUUCUUGGAUGAGAACCUUAGGCCAAGUGUGGCCGAGGAUGAUGUAGUCGUAUGGUUCGAGGAUCCCAAACGCAAUCGCAUUAAAGAGCUUAAGCACAUCAAGACUCGAGGUGGUGUCUACACCGGAAAAUUUGAACUGUCGGAGUUUGCCAUUCUGGGCUCGUGGACCCUUUCGGUGCAGAGUGGCAAUUCCUAUUCGGAUGAGCGGGCCUACUUUGACGUGGAGAAAUACGUGCUCCCUAAAUACAUCGUCAAAAUGGAUGCGACUCAGCAUGUGUCGGUCAAGGACGGUGAUAUGCAGGUUGUUGUGAAAGCCAAUUACACCUAUGGCAAGCCAGUAAAUGGCAAAGUACUGCUCAAUGUGCACACGGACGAGUCAAGCUCAUGGUCCACGGUAAAUGGCGAAACAGUCCGCACAGACACGCCAGGGUACGCUGUUAAAUGCUUACAGACAUAA
Messenger RNA from Drosophila hydei, 837 nucleotides. Its product is annotated as murinoglobulin-2-like. Bases 1 to 837 code for a protein of 278 amino acids. The transcript is spliced from 3 exons. NCBI's taxonomy places the organism in Eukaryota, Metazoa, Arthropoda, Insecta, Diptera, Drosophilidae. The record is from RefSeq and is a predicted model, not a curated record. Gene Ontology annotation, molecular function: endopeptidase inhibitor activity.